CUUUCUUCUCCUCCUCUACACUAUCCAGCCUUUCCACUUCUGCUGCAGCUCGUCUUACGCGCGAUUUCUUACAUCAGAUGUCUCAUCCUCCAGAACAGGAUGUGCGCUCAGGCAGUGCAGUCACACGCUGAUCCAUCAUCGCCUUGUUUGCUCGGCUGCUGCUGGAGGUUCACCUAGGCUCUGACCCGCGCAUGCCCACAGCCUCGCUCCUCCUCUCCGAGAGAUCCCCAUAGUAACGCGCGGAGGAGAGCAGCUUAGCAACACGGAGACUGGAGAGGGAGCUUCUCUGCUCCAGACAGCGCGGUGCCGUCAACAUUAGGUACACACAGAGGGUGGUGAGGAAACAACAGCAGCAGAGCCCCGGAUCUACCCGCUCCUACAGCUCGUGUGUGUGUCACCUUGUGUCUGAACUCCUGAUCUACAUCACUGCUCUUCACGGUCACCAUGAAGUUCGCAGUGGUGCUCGUGGGAGCGGGCACUCUGGCCUUCCUCGGCGCGGUCAUCUGCAUCAUUGCCAGCGUUUAUCCGCGCAAACGCGCCGCUCUCGUCAGCGAUAACGGAACCCUGACGUCGGAGUCGCUGCUCCAGCCUCUGGAGCCGGGGUCGGUGGCUCACGCCGGGCCGCUGGGCGCUCUGCACGGCGCGGAGUCCUACGAUGGUGGAAACGGACUCGGCGGCAUCGGCGUGGAGGUUCCCACUCUGAACGAGCUCAACCUUGGGGAGGAGACGGGUGGAGGGCCGGCGAAGCAGUUCAGCUUCAGCCGACUCAUCUGCACUCCUGUGCCGGUGGGAGAGUGCAAGACCAAAGACCUGAGGCAGCGGAGGGACCAGCAGCAGCAGCAGGCGGACGAUCCGCUCUACGGCACAGGGGAUGAAGACCUGCGGACCACCGCGGAGGAACUCCGGCAGAUGGUCCUGCAGCAGAACGACCAGAUCCUCAUGGACCAGAGGACCAUCCGGGAGCUGACCGGGAAGCUCAGCGAGUGCGAGAGCGGCCUGGAGGACGAGCGGAGCAUCCCGGAGCGCAGCAUCGGGGUCUGGAGCGGGAACCGCCGCGUCAUGGCCGGGGAUGAUGUGACCUCAUCCGCCGCGGCACAGCUGCAGACAGCGCGGGCCGUGGAGGAGCUGGCCCGGGCCAUCAUGGAGCUGAAGGAUCGCAUUGAGAAACUGGAGGCAGAGAUAGGCCCUGCUGCUUUGAACCUCACAGACACAUCUGUGGGCGUAAGUAGUGGCGGCAGCAGCGGCGGCAGCAGCAGCACAGCUGGUAACACCGGCAAGGCUCCAGCUCCGCCUUCCAGCAGUACUUCCUCCCCAUCUGCAGGGUCUGCCCCAGGGGGCCGCCGUCCUGCUUCCCCUGGCUCCUCUGCCUCCAGGCCUCCUGCUAAGGGUCCCCCUGGGCGUGGAAAGAGCACCUGGAGGGUGGAGGACCUGGAAGGGGAGCUGGAAAGGAAGAUAAAGAUGCUAGAGAAGGAGAGACAGGCCAUGAGGAAGGAGACUCAGGGCCAGCAUGAGAAGAUCAACAAGGGCAUCGACAACGUCAGCCACCGUGUCACCGAGCUGGAACACACGAUGACGGAGCCACCGUUCCCUGACGGCUUUGUCAUCUCCUUCCCCAUGCGGACCAACUACAUGUACGGCCUGGUCAGGAAAGAGAUUACUGAGAUGUAUGCCUUCACUGCCUGCCUAUGGCUCAAAGCCAAAGAGGGUGGCAUUGGGACCCCCUUCUCCUACUCUGUGCCGGGGCAGCCCAAUGAGCUGGUUCUGUUACAGGGAGUCCACAAUCCCGUGGAGCUGCUUAUCAACGACAAGGUGGCGCAGCUGCCCCUGUCCCUGCCACAGGAUGAGUGGCAGCACAUCUGUGUCAGCUGGACUCUCAGAGAUGGGGUUUGGAAGGCCUACCAGGGUGGGAAGAUGAAGGGACGAGGGGAGGGACUGGCGGCCUGGCACCCAAUCAAACCCGGGGGAGUCCUCAUUCUGGGACAGGAGCAGGACACACUGGGUGGGCGUUUUGAUGCCUCCCAGGCCCUGGUCGGGGAGCUCUCUCAGUUUAACUUGUGGGACCGGGUGUUGAAGCCAGCCGAGGUGGCCGCCGUGGCCGACUGCAGCUCCUCGGCCCUGGGCAACAUUGCGCCCUGGACCGACCACGACGUAGAUGUCUACGGCGGCGCCACCAAGGAGUCCCUGGACCCGUGCCACGCCGCCCAGAGAUCCAACCCCUCCGGCCCCAAACAGUGAAGAAUGACUGGGAGAGGGCAACCAUGCUUGAGAGGUCAAUUUAGGAGUGAAUUGAAGAGUCUAAAGAGUUUUUAUCCAAGUUGGAGCAUCCAGUAUAAUUUGCUUGUUGGGGGUUGGUAAGCUUACUACCAGUGGACUAUUAAAUUGUCAAGCGUGGUG
Molecule: messenger RNA, 2394 nt
Organism: Neolamprologus brichardi
Lineage: Eukaryota; Metazoa; Chordata; Actinopteri; Cichliformes; Cichlidae
Gene: nptxrb
Product: neuronal pentraxin receptor b
Source: RefSeq, a predicted model, not a curated record